Octodon degus (degu) is the source of this 683-nucleotide messenger RNA. RefSeq names its product limb bud and heart development (gene Lbh). The transcript has 4 exons. Lineage: Eukaryota; Metazoa; Chordata; Mammalia; Rodentia; Octodontidae. Gene Ontology annotation, cellular component: nucleus. The coding region runs from base 208 to 612 and encodes 134 amino acids. The record is from RefSeq and is a predicted model, not a curated record. Gene Ontology annotation, biological process: positive regulation of DNA-templated transcription.
UAUAAAUACGGCUUCCCCGGCUCUUUGUGGAACCGCGAGCUCGGCGGAGAGUGGGGCGCGCCGUCUGCAAUCCGACGCCUCUGUCCGCGGGGCCGUCACUGGAAGGCGGACCCGCGAACGCCCAUUACCCGUGCUAUCUUCACUCGGGACGCAGUGACCCUUUCCAAAUCACAAGGGCGUGGGUCAGCCUCCUUCCUCUAGGACUUCAUGUCUGUAUAUUUCCCCAUUCACUGCUCUGACUAUCUGAGAUCAGCCAAGAUGACUGAGGUGAUGAUGAACACCCCAUCCAUGGAGGAGAUUGGCCUCAAGCCCCGGAAGGACGGCCUUUCCUAUCAGGCCAUGGGAUAUUUGAGUGAUACCAAUGGAGGAAGAUGGAGAGAUCCAGAAGAGUGCAGACUCUGUUUCCUCAAGAGGCCAUUGAGGAUCUUCCCCGACCCAUCAGACUUCGACCGCUGCUGCAAGCUGAAGGACCGCCUCCCCUCCAUAGUUGUGGAGCCCACAGAGGGGGAGGUGGAGAGUGGGGAGCUCCGGUGGCCUCCUGAGGAGUUUUUGGUCCAGGAGGAUGAGCAGGACAACUGUGAUGAGACGGUGAAAGAGAACAAGGAGCAGUAGAAUCCUGCGGGCUUUCUGAGGUCAUGCCAGCUAGCAUCUGGACUUGAACUGUGUUUUUCCCAUCAUGAUGG